Molecule: messenger RNA, 1268 nt
Organism: Fusarium verticillioides 7600
Lineage: Eukaryota; Fungi; Ascomycota; Sordariomycetes; Hypocreales; Nectriaceae
Exons: 3
Coding region: 520-1179 (219 amino acids)
Source: RefSeq, a predicted model, not a curated record
GACGAGUACCCUCAGGGCAGACAGACGAAUGAGGGAAAACACAGCCACUAAGAUUGUUGACAGUUCCAAUGGGACAGCAACGGCUGUUACCAGAAGCAUCUUGGAUAGGCACAAUCUGGCUCGGGUCGAUGGACCGAGCUGGACGUGUGUUUGGGAGGUCAAGCUGGGGAGGCGGGCCAGAGCCAUUACUGAGCACGGAAGGCAGUCCAGCUUGCUGUACCAUAAGACGAGCAUCGAACGAAAUGUCCUUUGCUGUGCUGGUUAACGCAAAGCUGGAGAGCGCGAGGAUGGUCUUCCAGGAUUCAUGCAUGGUUGGGAAAUGAAAGAAAGAGGUGAAGGAGAAUGGGGAGAUGAGGAGUGAGUACGAACUUGGAGUGCGAAUGAUCAGGAGCUGCGUAUAAAGCAUGGUAUUGAGAAGGCCUUGAAGAACCUCUUCACCCAAAGCCCAGCACUCAUCUCAUCAAAGCCCUCAAACACAUUCAAACUUUUGUUGAUUUCAACCACCUUCUAAAGCCCAUCAUGGUCUACUACGCUUUCCUCAAAUGGCAAACUUCCGAGCCCAACUAUCGGUACCUUCUUACAGCCCCUGAUGCUGAGACCAUUGAUGAGUGGUGGCGAGAGGCCUCUACCAAGGAUCCAGAGCAUGUCAAGCGUCUCGGCCCUGACUUCUACUCUUGGGGCAGCGGCGCUCAGGCAUGGGACCUGGCUCCUUCAUUCUUGAACAAGAUCAGAUACACCUUGCUGAAUGAUCGAGAUGGUCGUAUCAUCUCCAACUUCGCUCAACCUCCAAGAGUCAGCGUCCUUAGCGAUGAUUCUUACUACAUUCGGUCCAAGUCUAGCCCAGACCUAUACUGGUUCGAAAAGGGUGGUUUAAUCUAUGCUACUAAGCAGGGUCGCACUCGCUUCACCUUCCGGCUUGACGGAGAGCGUGACAGUGACAGAAACAGGACUGUCAUCAUCGGCAAGGACUACAUCUCUGUUAGUGCAGUCGGAGGAUCUGCUCAAAAGUAUGUCAGCGUCAACGACAAUGGCGAGGUCGUCCUUAGUGGACAUAGUUGCCGCAUGUACUACAGUGACUUGAACAACAUUUAUCUGGGCCAGGGAGAGGCUGACGACCUUAAGAGUGCUACUGUUAUGAAGACUGAUGGCUUUGGUGAGGAGUGGGAGCUCGUCAAAUAGAUGGAGACUAGGAACUGAUAGCGACUUCAUAUCCGAUAACGCAAAUUGCGUCGGAGAAACAAUAAACAUUUUCAUUUCUAUUCCUUGGC